[Torrubiella] hemipterigena is the source of this 1988-nucleotide messenger RNA. NCBI's taxonomy places the organism in Eukaryota, Fungi, Ascomycota, Sordariomycetes, Hypocreales, Clavicipitaceae. The record is from the annotation of a GenBank genome assembly.
CACAGCAAAGGACGGGCAGGCUCCAGGUCGGGGCUGCAAAGUUACAGUCCCGGUGGAUGCCACACCCCAUUGCCGUCCUAAGUCACUAGCGGUCUCCAGUACUCCCACUCAGUGCUGCUAGUUGCUCUUUAGCGUGUGCUUCUGGAACUACGCCGAAGACUGCUGAAGAAGUUUGAGUACCUCCACGGGCGCAAGAUGGGCCUGUUGACGUCGCUGCCCCCCUAACCAUGACACCGGGACGUGCGAAUUCAGACGCACGGGAGGUGUGUCGUGGGCCUCGUCUUGCUACGCUCCAGGGCCAGGGGGUGCGAGUCGUAGGAGGUCAGUCCGAUUCGACCGGUCGAUGAGAUGACCUGGUCGUUCGUUACCUGUCUAUCACCUUCAUUGAUCUAUCGUCUGUCUCCUCCUUCAUCCCACACCUCGCUCUUUUCGUCGUUCCUUUCCUUUUUGCAGUUCGUCGCGUACUUAUCAAUCGUAUACCCGCCCAUCCGCUUGCUAGCUUCGUCCCAUUUACUGGCUGCCUCCUAAAGCCUUCUUUGGACUUGGCGGUGUCAGCAAUCUCGUACAUUUUUUUCAUUGUUUCUCUCUCCGCAGCCUCUCAGUUUUUCUACCCUCUGCUUGGACCGAAAUCGACGACGCCUACCGACAAUCUUCCGCGACGAGUGGUGUCGCCUUCACAUCAUCGUCAUGUCGGACCCUUCAGGAAACGUAACCAUGGCUGGCCAAGGUUAUGCAGAGUUUGUCACACACGACAACAAGGCACCGCUAAUCAAGAUUAUGGCGGCUUUCCUCAUGUGCUUGAUCAUCCUGUGCACUUUUGCCAGAACACUUACCAAAAUCUUCCUAACUACUGGUCUAAAAACAGACGAUUGGCUAGCUGUGGCUGCCACUGUGGCUGCGACGGCCCAGUACAUCACCAACAUCAUCCAAGCUGCUCAAGGCUUUGGAAAACAUAUUCAUGUCCUCAGUGACAGCGAUAGAAACAGUAUCAUUAGAGGCGAAUAUGCUUCCAACCUUCUCUUCAUUGUCGCCCUACUUCUAGGCAAGCUCAGCGCCGGGUCCAUGACGAAGGCGAUUUCGCAUCGCAAACACUGGAAAUAUAUUUUGGGCUUUCAAGCCCUUUGCGGCGCCUGGGCUGGUACUGCCUUUGUAUCUGUACUGUUCGAGUGCGGUAUUCCAGCGCCUUGGGAUAUUACAUCCAAGAAGUGCUUUGAUAGAACUGCCUUCUGGGUCUUCUUCUCCAUAUUCAACAUCGUCAGCGACCUCUUUCUCAUUGUUGUCAUGGUGAUCAAUGUGCGCCUCAUUCAGACCACCCAAAGCAAAAAGAUCGUGGUUAUGUGCGUCUUUGGCUGCCGUGUUUUCAUCAUUCCCGCGGUGGCAGCACAGCUCUAUUUCACUAUUGUGAACAUGAAGACCAGCGACUUCACGUUCGACUACUGGGAGUUGACACUGGCUAUUCAACUCGUGCAGUGCAUGAGCGUCUUGUCCAUCUGCAUCCCUGUCCUGAAACCCCUCAUGGACAACGCUGAAUCGGGUCUCCGCCUCGCCGAUUCGCGCCGUGUCGGCCAGUUCGACAGUGCAUACGCAGAGCGGUCUGGAUCUGGUACUAGAUCCAGAACCUACAUCAAAGGAGGAUCACGCGUCGACAGAUCAGGGAACGACGUUCUAAACUCCAAGAGAAGCGAUGUUUUUGAAAUGUCUUCACCUAAAUCAAAGCCGGGGACAUCGAGCGGCCACAGAAAAGGGUGGGACAAUCAAAGUCACACAAGUCAGACCAUCCUGAUCCAGCAGACAUGGUACGUCGAUGUCGAGUCCAAGUCCGUCGACGAGGCUCGGACAUCAGAAGGGCCCCACGCCAUGUAAUGAGGAUUCAUGUAAAAAGUAUUUCCCUUCCUUUUUGGCGACAGUACAUAUUUUAGAAGUCGUAUGCAGCAAUGUAUUCUUAUGGUCCAUCUCAAUGCACUCGCAAGAGAAUAACCUGUGACUGU